This is a messenger RNA of Dovyalis caffra, 741 nucleotides long. Lineage: Eukaryota; Viridiplantae; Streptophyta; Magnoliopsida; Malpighiales; Salicaceae. The record is from the annotation of a GenBank genome assembly.
AUGGAAAAGGCGUUCAAAAGGAUUUUUAAUAAAGGAGUGUAUUUGGAUGGUCCAGAAAUGUCCACGACAGCGAAGCUAUCCAAAUCCAUUUUAUCACAACUCUCUUCGGUCAAUAUUACAUUCGGCAAACGAAAGCAAAGAAGGUUGAAACACAGGCAAAUUAAGAUGUCAAUAGAGGUGAUCUCUCUUCUUCACGGUCACUACUAUCACGUACCUGCAGAAAGAACAUCGCGGCUCCUCUCUCCUUGCACUUACAGUGUCGAUGCCAAUACCAGAGACAAAGACCACCUCGUAACACCAAUGAGGAGAAGGCCGACAGCAUCUAAACUGGUAAUGCUGCCACUAGUACCCAGACCAAAUACAAAAUCAUCACCAUUAACAACAAUAACAGCAGCAGCAGCAGCCGCAGGUGUGCCACCGCCUCCACUUGAUCUGACUGAAGAAAAUGUUAAGCAGGUCUUGGUUGAUGCUCGAGCUGAGGCAAGAAGCCUGAAAAUGGUAGGAUGUGUGUUUUUGCAGUUUGGACAGAUUUUUGACACCUCAGUAGGCAUAACAGGACAAGUUGAACUUGCUGAAUUGGAUGGACCAUUUGUGAAGAUUAGUCUCAAAGGGCGAUUUUGGCAUGAACGUUCCAUGGUUCUUGCAAGAAUGGGCAACUACUUGAAGCAGAGAAUCCCUGAAAUUUUGGAGGUAGAUAUUGAAGAUGAAAAACAACUGGACGACAGCCCAGCAAAUUUCUGA